GAGAAGGCUAGAGGAGAGCUGCGAGAAGUGAGGGCGGCGGGGAGACAGAGACAUCAGGACAGCAAGUAAACUGAGUCCACACGGCUAGAAGAGAAGCAAGGCAUCAUGGCGUCCGCGUCCACUCAUGGAAACCAAGACAAACCUCAUUUGCCACCACUAAGCAAGCAGAGCCUGUUGUUUUGUCCAAAAUCAAAACUGCACAUCCACAGAGCAGAGAUUUCAAAGAUUAUCAAAGAAUGUCAAGAAGAAAGUUUCUGGAAGAGAGCUCUGCCUUUUUCUCUUGUAAGCAUGCUCGUUACCCAGGGACUGGUCUACCAAGGUUAUUUAGCAGCUAACCCAAGAUUUGGAUCAUUGCCUAAAGUUGCACUUGCUGGUAUCCUGGGAUAUGGCCUUGGAAAGGCAUCAUACAUAGGAGCAUGCCAGAGUAAAUUUCAUUCCUUUGACGAUCAGCUUCGUGGGGCUGGUUUCGGUCCAGGGCAUAACAGGCACUGCCUGCUUACGUGUGAGGAGUGCAAAAUUAAGCACGGAUUGAGUGAGGAGCGAAGUUCACAGCCUUCGGCUUCCUAGACUCUGUGCCUGUGGCUUUUGAAGAUUCUUAAACCUCUGGAUUUGUACACAUGUAACAUUUCAAGUGGAACAGAAACAUUGUGAUUCUCUCGAUGGAAAUGCUUUCUGUGGAAGAGUCUCCAUUGAAUUGAGCAUUGUAUGUUUUUCUAUGUCAGGACACGGUGGGAGGGUUCACACACCAAAAGAAAUUAUGCUGUAUUCUAACUUGCUUCCAAUAAAGUAAAAGAAUUUAAAGCCCUC
Molecule: messenger RNA, 807 nt
Organism: Molossus molossus (Pallas's mastiff bat)
Lineage: Eukaryota; Metazoa; Chordata; Mammalia; Chiroptera; Molossidae
Gene: OCIAD2
Product: OCIA domain containing 2
Exons: 7
Coding region: 106-567 (153 amino acids)
Cellular component (GO): mitochondrial inner membrane
Source: RefSeq, a predicted model, not a curated record